Messenger RNA from Cheilinus undulatus (humphead wrasse), 1724 nucleotides. Its product is annotated as myelin-associated glycoprotein-like. The transcript has 8 exons. NCBI's taxonomy places the organism in Eukaryota, Metazoa, Chordata, Actinopteri, Labriformes, Labridae. The coding region runs from base 174 to 1088 and encodes 304 amino acids. The record is from RefSeq and is a predicted model, not a curated record.
AUGCAUACAGACUGUGUAUAAUCUGAUCUUUAGUUUCUGCUUUUAAAUCUAGAGUUCAUGUCUUUGUUAAUUAAGCUGCAGCAGAGCGACAGGGGUUUAUUAUAAAAGCAGCGCUCUGAUCAGUGUGACAGAAGCUUCAUCAGUGUAUCACAGCACUAAAACCUCAGAGGAGUAUGGACAUGGGCACAAAGAUGGUGAUCAUGGGUCUGCUUUUGGCAGCCUCUAGCAGCUCUGUGUUUACCAGAGAAUGGAGGGCCACUGUUGUGAGAGAGCUGAAUGCUCUGGUUUCAUCCUGCGUGGUGAUUCCCUGCUCCUUCACCCAUCCUGAAGGAAACUUUCCCACCUCCAAAAUCAGAGCGAUCUGGCAUAUCUCAAAGGACAUCAAUCAGCGCAUCUAUCAUGAAGAUGACAGCUUGGUUUUGGAAAGCUUCAAGGGGCGCACAGAGUUGUUGGGCCAUCUGGGUCAGGGCAACUGCAACUUAAGAAUCUCUGAAAUUAAAGAUCAUGAUAACGGCCCGUUCUGCUUCCGGGUUGAACUGACACCAACAGCGGCGAGUACGCUGGAGAAGUUCUCUUUCGUGGAGGACUGUUGUGAUCUGAAAAUGCUCCCUGAUCCCCCAAAGCCCACACUGACUCACUCAAAGGUAGCAAUUGAAGGAGUUCCCUUCUCUGUGACCUGUACAGUCCUCCACACCUGCCCCUAUCAGGCCCCUAAACUCACAUGGAGCAGGGGCACCGCAGACAGCAUCACUGAGGUCAACAGAGAAAUCCACGCUGGAAACUGGGAGGUCCAGUCUGUCCUGACAUUCAUUCCCAAGGAGAAGGAUGACCACAGUGACGUCACCUGCACAUCCACUUUCAAUGGAGGGAAGACAUCGUCUGCAGCAAUGACUCUCUUUGUAAAACGUAAAGAAAACUACAACCACAUCAUCAUUCCCACAGCAGCAGUGGCCGCUACUGUUGUGAUAUUUACGGUCUUUUGUCUUCUCAUUGUGAAAAAAUACAAGAACCGCAUUUUAGAACUCCAAAAUCAAGAAGGCAGUAUGUGGAACCGGCUUUCCAGACUGUCUCGACGGGUCAGACAGUGAAGAUGGAAGUGAAAAACAGGAACUUCAGAAAAACUGAUUUUUCUAAUUACUUCUUUUGUUUUUAUGUUGCAUAUUAACCAGCAUAAGCUCCAGAUGUAGUCUUAUCACAAACACAGCUGCAUUAAUCAUUGGUUGGCUAUAAAAAAGGGAAGAAGAUAGGCAAAAAAAAGGAUCAGUAUCAUCAGCAAACAGCAGACUUCGUUAACAUUUAAAAAUUAAGUUUGAAGUAUUUUAAACCCCUUUUCCACCUUGUAUUAACGUGGGGGUUUCUCUGUUAUCAAAGGGAAACUUCCACAGUUUUUUAUAAUGUCUCUUUUAUUUUCUCAGCACUAAAUCAUCUUUAGCUUUAACUGACAAAAUUAACCAUUUAAAAUUAAUGGACAUCCAAACAGAACAAAGUAAGAAAUGUAUUUUCCCUUUGUAGGAAGAUAUGUCAGUAGCUUUUUGCAGGCCCACCCAGAGAAAUGGACAGGCCCCUGAAAGGACCACUAUUGGCCCUCACUAGAUGCCAUUUAACCCCUUAAUGCCCAUUGUAUCAUGUUUCAUACAUACUUUUAUGAUACCUCUAUCUAAUCAAUAUGAUCAUAAAUUACUAAAAAAAACAAACCUUCUGAAUACAAUCUGAUGAAUGAUAAA